AUGAAUGAUUUUGCACAUACAUUUAUUUUUCGUGAAACAACAUAUCAUAUUGUAAAAGAAACACCUGUAAGAUAUGUACUUUUUGCAAUUGAUAUUAUUUGUCUUCUUAUUUCGAAUUGUAUUCAUAUGGCUGUUGCUAUGAAUUAUGUGUGUCAUUGUGAAAUGAUACUUUUUUAUUGUAAAGCAAUUCGUAUACGUUUAGAAGAAAAAUCCAUACAUCUUCUUGAAGCUAUGAAACGAAUUCUUGAUCUUGGUACAUCAAUAAGUCAAUUAAAUAGUGCAGCAUCACGAAUGAUGUCAAUAUUAAUUAUUUUCUUUCUUGAACGUACUAUACUUGGUUUUAUCUUAUUGGUAGUUAAUCGAAUAUUUCAAGUUAAUAUGUGGAUUUAUCGAUCUUUAUAUACAGUGAUUUGGUUUUCCAUACUUGCUUUUUGUCUUGGACAAGCAGCUCGAGUAACAUCGAAAUGUGAUAAAUUUUAUCGUAUUAGUCUUUCAAUGCGUGUCUAUGGAUAUCAUAAUUCUACAUCUACUGAACUUGAUGGUUUUCUACUUUUUCUUUCUAAAGCUGAAUUACGUGUAAAAUUAUUUGGAUUAACUAUUCGACCAGGAAAAAUAAUAUUUAUUGGCAUAACAUUUCUUCUUAUAUUUAUUAUUCUUUUUCAAACAAGUAUUCUAUCGAGUGCAAAUUUUUUCUUGUAA
Rotaria sordida is the source of this 699-nucleotide messenger RNA. The record is from the annotation of a GenBank genome assembly. NCBI's taxonomy places the organism in Eukaryota, Metazoa, Rotifera, Eurotatoria, Philodinida, Philodinidae.